Pollicipes pollicipes is the source of this 2931-nucleotide messenger RNA. RefSeq names its product ATP-dependent DNA helicase Q1. The record is from RefSeq and is a predicted model, not a curated record. The coding region runs from base 73 to 2118 and encodes 681 amino acids. Lineage: Eukaryota; Metazoa; Arthropoda; Thecostraca; Pollicipedomorpha; Pollicipedidae. The transcript has 2 exons. Gene Ontology annotation, molecular function: four-way junction helicase activity; ATP binding; 3'-5' DNA helicase activity. Gene Ontology annotation, cellular component: chromosome; cytoplasm. Gene Ontology annotation, biological process: double-strand break repair via homologous recombination.
GGCAGGCGACGCCAUAUAGCCUCAGCAGCUGAAAUCGUUGCCAUUGGCCUGAACACUAAAGCUGAGGCACCAAUGGCCAGCUCGGUCUGCUCGGACCGACCGCUGUCCUCCGCUGAGCAGCAGCUGGCGGAGGUGAUCAGCGAGCUGCAGUCAGUUGACGCCAAGAUCGCUGAACUUCAGGAAUGGCGCCGCCUGCUGACAGAGAAACAGUCGCGGAUUCAGGAUCAGCUGACCGAGCGGCGUACUGCCCGGUUGGCUGGCCAGGAUUGGGAGACACAGGCAUUCCCAUGGUCGGAUCGCCUGGCGGCGCUGCUGCGCGACAAGUUCGGCAUCGAGUCGGGCUUCCGUCCGCACCAGCGGGCCGCCAUGAAUGCCUCGAUGUCUGGCCACGACGUGCUGCUGAUCAUGCCGACCGGCGGCGGCAAGAGCCUGUGCUUCCAGCUGCCGGCGCUGGCGUCGGUCGGCGUCACGCUGGUGGUGACACCACUUGUCUCCCUGAUGGAAGACCAGGUGCUGGCGCUGCGGCGGCGAGGCAUCGCCGCCGAAACGCUCAAUGCUGGCUGCGCGCGUAAGGAGGUUACCCGGGUGAUGGCCGCCAUGGUCAACCCUGACUCCGACAUGCGCCUGCUGUACGUCACGCCGGAGAAGCUGGCCAAGAGUAAGCGGUUCAUGACCAAGCUGCAGGUGAUGCACAGAAUGAAGCGGUUCGUUCGGCUGGCGAUCGACGAGGUGCACUGCUGCAGCCAAUGGGGUCAUGACUUCCGUCCCGACUACAAGUUCCUCGGCAUCCUAAAGGACCAGUUUCCUGACGUGCCGAUCAUGGGUCUAACUGCCACGUCCACCUCACACGUGACGCGGGACGUGCAGAAGAUGCUCAAAAUUCCCGAGGCGAUCGUGUUCAAGGCGGCCUUUAACCGGCCAAACUUGUUCUACGAGGUGCGACCGAAGCCGGCAAAGGGGGAUGACGGUGUGCAGGAGAUUGUGAGACUGAUCUCCUCAAAGUACAGCGGCCAGUCCGGCAUCAUCUACACUACUACCAUCAAGGACACGGAGGAGCUCGCGCGUAAGCUGCAGGCUGCCGACAUACCGGCGGCGGCCUACCACGCCAGCCUGGAGCCGACCGCACGGUCAAACAUCCAUCAGCGCUGGCUCGCCGACCGAGUCAGAGUGGUCGUAGCCACCAUCGCCUUCGGCAUGGGCAUCGACAAGCCGGACGUGCGCUUUGUGAUCCACCACUCGCUGUCCAAGUCGCUGGAGAACUACUACCAGGAGAGCGGCCGGGCGGGCCGCGACGGUCGUCCGGCCGAUUGCAUCGUCCUGUUCCGGCUGCAGGACGUGUUCGCGCUGAGUGUGAUGGUGUUCACGGACGCCGUCGAGGGCCUAGACAACCUGUACACCAUGCUGCGCUACUGUCUGGCGGCCGACAGCUGCCGGCGGCGAUUCAUCGCCGAUCACUUCGAGGAGCGCUGGACGGCGGCCGACUGCGCGCAGCAGUGCGACGUGUGCUGCCGGCGGACGGGCACCGCUCAGCUGGACAUCACGCGCCACGCCCGGGCGCUGGACAGAGUGCUGGCGCAGGCGGCGGCCGCCGACAAGCGGCUGACGGCGCCGAUGCUGAUCGAGGCCUGGCUGGGCCGCGGCCCGCCCGCCCUGCGUGUUUCAGGCCAGCCGGUGCCGGUCCUGAGUCGCGAGCGUGCCGAGGCGGUCGUAGCGUACCUGCUGACCGAGGCGUACCUGAAGGAGGACUUCAGCUUCACGCCGUACCGUACCAUCAGCUACCUAGUGGCCGGCCCGAAGGCGGGCGAGUUCCCAGUGCGGAUGACGGUGGCCGAUCCGGCCGCGCCCGCCGCCCACCAACCGGCCAAGCGGACCGCCGGCGACGCGGGCCCGGCCGCCAAGCGGGGCAAGGUGCAGCCGGCGGCGGCAGCGCGCGACGCGGUCGUCCCUCCGAGGGGCCGCAGUCCGGCCGUCGCUUCGGAUCGUCGCGGGUCACACGCCGGCGCGGUGUCAGUGGCCCGGGCACAUGGCCGCACUGUGCCAGCGCCUCCAUCGAAAGUGGCAGCGUCCAGUGCUGCAGCGGCCGCCGCCCAGCCGGUGGUUAUAGAGCUUGAUCCGUGAGGCUCUGCACUCGCGUCACCUACGGUGCGCCUGGAAGGGAAUCAACCAUGCGCGCUUGCCAGUGUUAGCUGAGCUUGCACACCGAUUGUGAUCUGGAAUGAUUGCGUGCUCAAUUGAAUGAUUUUUAUUUGAGCAGAUGCCCGUCCCAUUGAUCGCUUGUACUGCUUGCUUUGGCGUCGCGUGUCGGCUUCUGCUUUGUAUUGUUGUUUGCACGCAUAUUGCAUUUUGAUAUUGUGACAUUCCACAUUACGAUUUGAUGCGUCCGUGCUGCCGCCCGUGGGCUGCUGAAUAUUAAUGGGGCUGUACGACGCACUCAGCCGCUGAGGCUAUGUGGCAUCGCCUGCGACUCACCCUGGCACGAAGGGCGAGAGGCAGCCAUACAAUACAGGUAACCGAAACCCGUGCCUCCGGUUCCCAGGAGUGGUCCACAUUUCUAGGAGGCUUCAUAUUGAAAACGCUAUUCUGAAGAUCAUUCGGUGCAGUGUACAGUUCUGGCCUUCUCGGGAUGUAUGCCUUUCGCCGCUAUCUCUUCCCUCGAAAGCAACUGUCUUUUUCUCAGCCAGGAGAAGUCGUUAUUAGAGAAGCAUGGGAACUUGAUGGUCGUCCAUGCAAGCAUAACUGAACCCCCGGUGGUUUUUAUUCGUUCAUGCAAACGUGCUGGCACCUAUGAAUUCUGAUGCCUCAGCAAUAUCCGAUCGCAACGAGACGAAUGGGGUGUGUUUGACAGCUCGCAAUCGUCGCCUCACACCGAGUUUCCUUAAGGCUUUCAAACAUUCGGUCUUGACGUUCGUUCCACGAGCAAAAGGCCUGGCC